Austrofundulus limnaeus is the source of this 2444-nucleotide messenger RNA. RefSeq names its product mitofusin 2 (gene mfn2). Gene Ontology annotation, biological process: mitochondrial fusion; mitochondrion localization. Gene Ontology annotation, molecular function: GTP binding; GTPase activity. Gene Ontology annotation, cellular component: mitochondrial outer membrane. The record is from RefSeq and is a predicted model, not a curated record. Lineage: Eukaryota; Metazoa; Chordata; Actinopteri; Cyprinodontiformes; Rivulidae.
AUACUUACCAAAAUGAAGAGUUGAACCCGGUCACCACUGAGGAGCAGGUCCAGGAGGUUCAGAGUUAUCUUCUCAAAGUAGCGGGGAUUGGUGAAGUGCUUGCUCGUCGACAGAUGAAGGUGGUCUUCUUUGGAAGGACAAGUAAUGGAAAGAGUUCAGUGAUCAAUGCCAUGUUAUGUGACAAAGUGCUGCCCUCUGGGAUUGGACACACCACCAACUGCUUCUUGAAGGUGGAGGGCACGGACGGCAGCGAGGCAUUCCUCUUGACCGAAGGCUCAGAGGAUAAGAAAAACAUACAAACGGUGAACCAGCUUGCCCAUGCGCUCCACCAGGAUGAGGACCUGGAUGCUGGCAGCAUGGUUUGUGUCAUGUGGCCUAAAGCCAAGUGUGCUCUGCUCAGAGAUGAUUUGGUGCUGGUGGACAGCCCAGGCAUCGAUGUCACCACUGAGCUGGACAGCUGGAUCGAUAAGUUUUGCCUGGAUGCUGAUGUCUUUGUUCUGGUAGCAAACUCUGAAUCCACUCUCAUGCAGACGGAGAAGUCCUUUUUCCACAAAGUCAAUGAGCGUCUCUCCAGUCCCAACAUAUUCAUACUCAACAAUCGCUGGGAUGCCUCCGCCUCAGAACCUGAAUACAUGGAGGAGGUUCGGAGACAGCAUAUGGAUCGCUGCACCAACUUUCUAGUGGAUGAGUUGGGUGUGGUGGACCGAGCCCAGGCCAGCGAUCGCAUCUUCUUUGUCUCUGCUAAAGAAGUUCUUCAGGCUCGGGUGCAGAAAUCCCAAGGAAUGCCAGAAGCAGGUGGAGCGCUUGCUGAAGGAUUUCAAGCCAGAAUGUUUGAGUUCCAGAACUUUGAGAGGAGAUUUGAAGAGUGCAUCUCUCAGUCUGCAGUGAAGACCAAGUUUGAGCAGCACACAAUGAGAGCCAAGCAAGUCUCUGAAGCUCUGCGCCGUAUCAUGGACUCUGUACACAUUGCUGCCCAAGAACAAUGGUCUGAAGCCUCUGCUGCCCCCUUCUGUCAUAGAGCAGGUUGACAGUAUGGUUCCUCGUCAGUCCUUCAGUCUCACUUAUGACCUGGCCUGUGACAAGCUUUGUAGUGACUUUCAAGAGGACAUCAGCUUUCACUUUUCACUGGGGUGGACCAUGCUUGUCAGCCGCUUCGUGGGGCCAAAGAACACCCGACGGGCCCUCAUGGGCUACAGUGACCAGGUUCCUCGGCCCAUGGCUUUAACUCCAGUCAGCACUAGCAUGCCUCCAUUCCCACAGAGCUCUAUGACCCAGGAGGAGCUGAUGGUCUCAAUGGUGACCGGUUUGGCUUCCCUGACCUCCCGUACCUCCAUGGGUGUCCUGGUGGUUGGUGGUGUGAUCUGGAAGGCAGUGGGCUGGCGUCUCAUYGCCCUGUCCCUGGGUCUGUAUGGACUUCUAUAUGUCUAUGAGCGCCUCACCUGGACCACCAAAGCCAAAGAGAGAGCCUUUAAAAGACAGUUUGUGGAGUAUGCAAGCGAGAAGCUGCAGCUAAUAGUCAGUUACACUGGAUCCAACUGCAGCCACCAAGUCCAGCAGGAGUUGGCUGGUGUGUUUGCUCAGCUCUGCCAGCAGGUGGAUGUUACCCGUCAGAACCUUCAGGAUGAGAUCCAUGAUAUGAACAGCAAGAUUGAGCUGCUGGACAACCUGCAGAGCAGAGCCAAGCUGCUGAGGAACAAGGCGGGCUGGUUGGACAGUGAGCUCAACAUGUUCACCCAGCAGUACCUGCAGCACAGCAAGUGACCCAGACAGACCUUCAUCCACAGACAGAUCCUUACCUGAACCACAGCUGGCGUGAUUCUUAUUGGUUGAUCAGAAUAGGAAGCUCGUGUUUGUAAUGUUGAAACGAGUCAUUUGGUGUCUAUCACUAAUUACACACAACUAAACCUGAAUAAGCAUGUUCUURUGUAAAACAUGUAUACAUGACUGAUUUCAGGACUAAACACCACCUGUAGACUCUCAGUGAUGUUAGGACUUUUCUGUUUAUCUGAGCAGGAACCAGACGAUUCAGGUUAGAACUGAAGAGUUUCUGAUAAAAACACCACAUUUUACUUWAAAUUCAAUUUAGCACUAACAGACAGUACACAAAGGGAAUAAAAUAUUAAUGAACUGAAAACAUAAAAAAGAGUAAAUUUGURAAGAGGGACAGUAUGAAAUGAUUUGGAAGGUUCAGAUGGUACAUAAGUUAGUUUUCACAAUAAUACAAACAGAACUAUAUUACAUCUGAAGGUUAAGCUGCUUUUAUUUAACUUAUUUAAGUAACUAGUUAUUGUGUGAAAUGGCAGGAAGGUACAUCAGCUUUGCUUCCAGACAAUAAUUGAAAGUCAGAUCUGAUUUUACUGUUUGGUUAGGACUGAUGACGGAUGAGAGAUGUGGAGAUUGUUUUUGUAUAAAUGUAAAGUAAUAAACAGUUAAAUUAAAUAUGA